UUUAGAGUAUUAGUUUUAAGGAGGGUUUCAAGAGACCAGUGCGACGAUGGUGCUGUUUAGUUGGAGCUUUUGCAGUGAUUAGUGUUGUGACUUCCUGGUGUUUGCACCGGUUGUGAAGUUUUUAUUUCGAUCGGGGGGUAAAUGGUGAUGAUCCGCAAUCAUGACGAUGUGGCAGAGUGGGAUGGGGGGGCCUGGGGGCAAGAACAACGCGUGGAUGAAACUGAUGGGGAUCGUCCACAAAGAGCGCCGACACCACGACUCCGGAGCCACUUCCACAGAUCGCACACUUAGCCAGUCGCUGCCCAAGCUCAGCAGCCAGGAAGAGGACGGGCACACCCCCCACUCCCAGUUCACUGGCGUAGCCCACUUUGAGCCCAUCCCGCACGACCACGACUUUUGUGAAAGAGUCGUGAUAAACGUCAGCGGCCUCCGGUUCGAGACGCAACUUAGAACGCUAAAUCAGUUUCCUGACACGCUGCUAGGUGAUCCGGCCCGCCGUAUCCGCUACUUCGACCCGCUUCGCAAUGAGUACUUCUUCGACCGAAACCGGCCCUCCUUCGACGCCAUCCUGUAUUACUACCAGAGCGGCGGUCGGUUACGGCGUCCCGUCAACGUGCCGCUGGACGUCUUCUCCGAAGAGAUCAAGUUCUACGAGCUGGGCGAGCUGGCGAUCAACAAGUUCCGCGAGGACGAGGGCUUCAUCAAGGAGGAGGAGAAACCUUUGCCAUCGCACGAGUUCCAGCGCAAUGUGUGGUUGCUGUUCGAGUACCCCGAGUCGUCGCAGGCGGCGCGCGUCGUCGCCAUCAUCUCAGUGUUCGUUAUUCUGCUCUCUAUCGUUAUUUUCUGUCUGGAAACGCUGCCCGAGUUCAAGCACUACAAGGUGUUCAACACGACUACCAACGGCACCAAGAUAGAGGAGGACGAAGUGCCGGACAUCACGGACCCGUUCUUCCUCAUAGAGACCAUUUGCAUCAUCUGGUUCACGUUCGAAUUGUCCGUGCGCUUCCUGGCGUGUCCCAAUAAGCUACAUUUCUUCCGGGACGUCAUGAACUUUAUCGAUAUCAUCGCCAUCAUUCCGUACUUUAUUACGUUAGCCACGGUCGUGGCUGAGGAGGAGGACACGUUGAACCUGCCACGUGCGCCUGUUAGUCCGCAAGAUAAAAGCACCAACCAGGCCAUGUCGCUGGCCAUUCUUCGUGUCAUUCGGCUCGUGCGAGUCUUCCGCAUCUUCAAACUUAGUCGGCAUAGUAAGGGCCUGCAGAUCCUAGGGCGCACGCUUAAAGCCAGCAUGCGCGAAUUAGGCUUGCUCAUCUUCUUCCUAUUCAUAGGUGUCGUGCUCUUCUCGAGUGCCGUCUACUUCGCCGAGGCGGGCUCCGAGAAUUCCUUCUUCAAGUCCAUCCCAGACGCGUUCUGGUGGGCAGUGGUCACCAUGACGACUGUGGGCUACGGCGACAUGACGCCGGUCGGCGUUUGGGGCAAGAUCGUGGGUUCGCUGUGUGCAAUCGCUGGUGUAUUGACCAUUGCGCUGCCAGUGCCAGUCAUAGUAUCGAAUUUCAAUUACUUUUAUCACCGUGAGACGGAUCAGGAAGAGAUGCAGUCGCAGAACUUCAACCACGUGACCAGCUGCCCGUACCUGCCAGGCACCUUAGGCCAACAUAUGAAGAAGAGCUCGCUAAGCGAAUCUUCCAGCGAUCUCGUCGAGCUGGAGGAGGGCCUGCUGGUGACGCGCGACCAGCUGGUCCGGAAGCAGAACUGCAAUCCGCGCCACAACAACAACAUCAACGCCAUGAGCAUCGAGACUGACGUUUGACUACAAGUGACGGAUGCGCUGCGCCCACGGCUACUCGGCGUCCAAAGUUGGUGUUACCAUCGCCGCCGUCGCCACCUGCCGCCCCCAUCGUCGCCGCCACCAGCAUCAGCACCACCUCCCGCAGCAACAACUCUCGCCAGCAGCAGGAAAAGCAAGUGUGUGCGCGCAGUGCUCCGGACGCUUACCGAACUGCUACAUCAAAUUCACAGUACUUGUUCUCGGUACUUUUGUAUUACCAUAACGAUUGUUUUUGGGUGAGAUAUCCUGCCAAACAUAUAAUAAUAACAUAAUUACUACAUAAUAAUAAAUACCUAUAAAUAAUGAAUAACUUAUAAUAAUAAUGAUAACGUAAUUUAAUGAGUAAACAACGCGCAUCGGCCGGCGGCAACCACCUUACACCCCGCUCAAUCGGUCUGCGGUCCUGUCGGUCCAGUCAAUUAGGGCGUUUUUACCUCACAUUUUCACUGUUAAACCGGAAAAAAGCUCUCACCAGUCUCGUUCUCUUCCGAAAUUGUGAUUCGAAUUAUAGCAACUAUAAAACUAAUCACUAUUUCAACAGAGCAUGUCUCGAAACUGAUGAUUGCUUUCUUCCUAAGAUGUUUUGAUUGUCCCUCAUCUUUCCUCAUGUACAGUUGGGUGCUCAGGCCUCAGUCGAGCGAUCACUACACGCUUUCGUGUAGACGCAGCCUUAGUCUCUUAUGCCACCGAAAUUUCACGCUUCGGCCAAGAAAUUUCAAAUUUAACUAACUGUACAUAGUUAUUGUAUUACUCCCAAUUCAGAAGUUAUUAAAAUUGUGAUCCUGUUCGAAUGAAUGUACUUAAAAAAUUAACAUUGAAUUUUAACUAAGUAUAAAUACCGUAGCAGAUAAAUACUUAUUGCUUUUAGUUUUAGUGGCAGAGCAGAGCAUUUAACGGAUAUUAUUGUUCAGAUAAGUCAUCAAGAUUGCUGCUUUUUAUGUAAAACAAUGAAUAUUCUAAACGACUCAUAACAACUUCCUUAAAACCUCAAUUUAAUUUACUGUUACAUUAAAGUUAGCCAAAGAUUUUGUACCCUUAUUAAAGUGAUAUUUUCGAUUUAGGUAAAUAUUAAAGUUUGUAAGAUUAAACAUUAAUAAGUCAUAGAAAUGGCUUAAGAAAACUGUACUGCCUUUACGAAUAGUUAUAAGGAAAACAAAUUUUGCACUAUUUCUAAUUGACUAAUAAUACUCAUGAAAUACGAGUAUCCAGCCAAAAUUAAUUAAGAAUGUCUGAACCAACCUUUGCUCGACCAAUCUCGUUCACAACACGUCUCGCUGUGAACUUUAGGACUGAUAUCAUACAUAUCUUGUAUGUAUACGCAAAACAUCGAUACAACUGAAUUUAUCCUAACGGACAAGCUCAAACUUUUUACUUUAUGUUCCUUUUCGUUGGUUGUAUCGAGAUAAAAAGUGUAAUCAAAUUUAAGUCCUAUCUGCAAAUUUAUGUCCACUUUACUCAAAUAAGUUCAAAGGUAACGCCACUUAUGUAUUGUCGCAGCAACGAAGAAACUCGAGGAGGACAAUUCGGUGGCUCGUAAAAUGAAAUUUUUAUUAUAUAAUAGUAACUAAACCAUUUUCAUAAAUUCACGAAGAAAUUCUUUAAGGGCAAGUGGAUUUUCUAGUUUUGACUAACUUUUUUUUGUUAUUACUUCAGAAGACGUGACCUUGACCCACUUGCCACUCAAUCAUCGAAACCAAUAAAUACAAUUUUUAAAACCCAAAAAUCUGAUUUUCCACUCAAAGUGGACGACGAUUUGGUCCAUCAAAGGGGUACUUAUGAUAUUGUAAGAGUGAUAUUAUUUUAAGUAAGAGUUUAGGAUUAUUUUCUUCCAAUUAAAAAAAGAAAGCACCGAAAAUGUCUGCUUAUUUUUACACCAAGAAACAUGUGAUCAAAUUGUAACUAAUAAGAGUUUAAAAAACUAUUACUAAAAUUCUGACACUUUUUCGUCAAAAUAUCAAAUCAGAUCAUUUUAUUCUUUUUAAUGGAUAUUUUUUUAAUAAUCAAGCAGAAACUGAAAUAACAUGAUUUGAUCAGAUAUUUUGGUCAAACAAAAGCAUUGAAUGUCUGGUGUUAAGGUGGCCGAAUUGUGGUUCCUUUUAGGAACAAUUAAUUAACAAAAUUGAACGAAAUUAAUAGCUUUUGACAUGUCUUGUGAAAUAUUAUUGUAAAGUGUUUGUAUUUUUGCUACUUUAGAAAAACCUGGAUGUUAUUUUCAAAAAUGGAUGAAAACGUUUCAAAAAUGUAAUUUUUUUAUUUUCUAAUUUGACAAAAAGCGUAGGAAUUAUGCAGGGUGUGGUCUGUCAGAUAUCCAAUGCUAGUAAAAAGUGUGUAUUUUCUGAUAUUUUGGUGCUUUCUGGUGGCAGUUCUGUCCCCUGAUCAGUGCAGUUUGUUGUGUGGUAAGGGUGUGUUUGCGUGGUAGAGAGCGGACCGAAAGGAUCGGCAGAGUUGUGCAGGGGGCGUCGUCUCCGGUAGGCCUUGUCAGCGCCCGCGUCGUGGCGCGUCGAGAUGCGACGAAUGCUGUGUAGUGCUCACACCGAACUCUAUUAGUUGUCGGCACUGUUUUAAGUGCUUGUAUUUUUGGGCUGUGUGAAGCUUACCUAGGGUUGGAUUAGCUUUAGCCCUUGUUACAUAUCCACCCGCGUAGCCGGACCGGUCGGGGGCGUGCGGCCGGGGGCCCAUGGGGGCCUCGGGGAUCGCCGGCCGGCACCGACCUGCGGCCGCACGCGCCCGCCCCUCGCAAUAUAUCACUAUUUAAAUCGAAUUCGAAUGCUAAUAAUCAUUACUGUGUAGAUAAUCAAUAAUCAAAACACCGGAACAAUGGUUUCAUUUCUUUGUAUCAGGCGGUAUACUUGUGUAUGUUAAUGUUAUUAUUGUUGUUUCGUUCCUUAGCGGCUGGGGGCGUGCGGGGGGACCGGCCCGCCUCGCAUCCCUCCCGCCGACACACACCAACCGUGCGCGUCCAAAAAAGGCGCCGCUCAUUGUCAUUUUUUUGUGAAUCAGUAUGAAUCUAGUCAUGUUUGUUACAAUUUAAAAUAUUUUAUAAAUGUUGAUUAAUAUACGACAUUCCUAUUUCAA
Messenger RNA from Tribolium madens (black flour beetle), 4903 nucleotides. RefSeq names its product potassium voltage-gated channel protein Shaker (gene shaker). The record is from RefSeq and is a predicted model, not a curated record. Gene Ontology annotation, biological process: potassium ion transmembrane transport; protein homooligomerization. Gene Ontology annotation, cellular component: membrane; voltage-gated potassium channel complex. The coding region runs from base 161 to 1810 and encodes 549 amino acids. Gene Ontology annotation, molecular function: delayed rectifier potassium channel activity; protein binding. Lineage: Eukaryota; Metazoa; Arthropoda; Insecta; Coleoptera; Tenebrionidae. The transcript is spliced from 6 exons.